CCCCUCUCCUGAUACUAAUAACAACCCCCCUCCUGAUACCAAUAUCAACCCCCCUUCCAAUAAUACCACCAACCCCCCUCCUAAUAACACCAUAAACCUCCCUCCCUAUAAUAAUACCACCAACUCACCUCCCAAUAAUAAUACUACCAACUCACCUCCUGAUAACAAUAAUCUUCCUUCUAAUAAUGAUAACGACCCUAAUAUUAACAACAACGAUA
Messenger RNA from Dentiscutata erythropus, 218 nucleotides. NCBI's taxonomy places the organism in Eukaryota, Fungi, Glomeromycota, Glomeromycetes, Diversisporales, Gigasporaceae. The record is from the annotation of a GenBank genome assembly.